Electrophorus electricus (electric eel) is the source of this 1423-nucleotide messenger RNA. RefSeq names its product deoxyribose-phosphate aldolase (putative) (gene dera). Gene Ontology annotation, molecular function: deoxyribose-phosphate aldolase activity. NCBI's taxonomy places the organism in Eukaryota, Metazoa, Chordata, Actinopteri, Gymnotiformes, Gymnotidae. Gene Ontology annotation, cellular component: cytoplasm. Gene Ontology annotation, biological process: deoxyribonucleotide catabolic process; carbohydrate catabolic process. The record is from RefSeq and is a predicted model, not a curated record.
UCCGCCUAGCAGGAAGUAGAUUUGCGUGAGUUUGUUAAUGCGCAGGCACGUUUCAUAAUAAACUUGACUGGGCUUGCUUUUUGUAUAUAUAUUUAUAUUAUACUAUACACAUCACAAUGUCCGUUAAAAACCCGGGAAUAGAUCUGGAUCUAGAGUGGGUGUCGAAGGCCAGAGUUAACACCCAGGCUGUGCUGAAAAGGGCCCAGCAGGUUCAGGGACGCAAGGUGGCCAAAAAGCAGUGGCAGGCAGCUUGGCUCCUGAAGGCUGUAACGUGCAUCGACCUGACGACCCUCUCUGGCGACGACACACCGUCAAAUGUCCACCGACUGUGCAUGAAAGCCAGUCAGCCUGUCCGCCGAGACCUGCUGAAGAACAUGGACAUGCACGACAAAGGCAUCACCACUGCUGCAGUGUGCGUCUACCCGUCUCGUGUGGCUGACGCGGUGAAGUCUUUGAAAGCAGCCAACUCUAGUCUACCUGUGGCCUCUGUGGCUACUGGAUUCCCUGCUGGUCAGACUCCACUGAAGACUCGUCUGGACGAGGUCCGCAUGGCUGUGCAGGAUGGAGCCACCGAAAUCGACAUCGUCAUUAACCGCACGCUGGCUCUCACUGGACAGUGGGCAGCGUUGUACGAUGAAGUUCGGCAGUUUCGAGAGGUUUGUGGGGAGGCCCACAUGAAAACCAUCCUGGCAGUAGGAGAGCUGGGCACCUUCACCAAUGUCUACAAAGCCAGUCUGGUGUCAAUGAUGGCGGGAUCUGACUUCAUCAAAACUUCAACGGGCAAGGAGUCUGUCAAUGCCACCUAUCCUGUUGCCAUAGUAAUGGUGCGGGCCAUCCGUGACUACUACUUGAGGACAGGCCACAAGGUCGGUUUUAAGCCUGCAGGUGGGAUCCGAACAGCGCAGGAGGCCCUGGUGUGGCUGGUCCUGAUGAAGGAGGAGCUGGGUGACGAUUGGCUGACUCCUACUCUCUUCCGCCUGGGAGCCAGCAGCCUGCUCGCAGACAUCGAGCGGCAGAUCUACCACUACGUAACUGGAUGCUAUGCAGCCUAUUAUGAGUUGCCUAUGGCCUGACUGCCAAUGACCAUUGAGAUCCAGGAUCUGUUCAAAUCCACCAAUUGGUCAACAGAGAAAAACCUCACAGCCUUCAGGGAACGUAAUGUUACCAGAUGCUGAAUUUGUGACCAACCUCCUUCAGGGUGUACGACUGGCUACGUGUAUAAACUGCCAACAUGCAGCUAAUUCAUAAGUAUCUACCUGCGAAUGAACUUAUAGUUCAUCCAUUUCAUGCAGAUGAAAAUCAGUAUAAAUGAAAGUUGUAAUUUAAAGUUUGCCCAAAUACAGUAAAAUGUCUGCCUCUUGCUUUAUUAAGAAGAAUCACCAAAAUGUAUUUAAUAAAGGUUAAGGGGAAAACAUAGAUUGUA